Messenger RNA from Colius striatus (speckled mousebird), 1649 nucleotides. RefSeq names its product THUMP domain containing 3 (gene THUMPD3). Gene Ontology annotation, biological process: tRNA methylation. NCBI's taxonomy places the organism in Eukaryota, Metazoa, Chordata, Aves, Coliiformes, Coliidae. The transcript has 9 exons. Gene Ontology annotation, molecular function: RNA binding; tRNA (guanine) methyltransferase activity. Bases 5 to 1483 code for a protein of 492 amino acids. The record is from RefSeq and is a predicted model, not a curated record.
GGCCAUGGCGGAGGCGGCGGGCGGCGGGGGCCCCGGCCCCGGCGCGGAGCUCGCGGCCGUCAUCGGCGCCACCGUGCCCACCGGCUUCGAGCUGACGGCGGCCGAGGAGGUGCAGGAGAAGCUGGGCUCGGCCUCCAGGAUCAGCCGGGACCGCGGGAAGAUCUACUUCGAGGUCCCGGCCGACAGCCUGGCGCAGGUCCAUCGCCUAAGGUCAGUGGAUAAUUUGUUUGUUGUUGUUCAGGAGUUCAAGGACUACCAGUUUAAAGAAAACAAGGAAGAUGCUCUAAAGGAUUUGGAAGAUUUGGUUAAAAAGCUGCCUUGGACCAAUCCAUUGAAAGUUUGGGAGCUGAACAACAGUUUGAAAAAGAGAAAGACAAAACGCAAGAAACAGAAUCUGCCAAGUACUGCAAGCAAAGAGAAGCUGAAUGAUGACAGGGACGAAGGAACAGAUCAAAAAGAUGAUGUUGAACAGGAGGACUGUGCCCAAAACGCUGCCAGUGUGGAACCUGCUAUUGGGCAGGAUACAGAAGAGGCACAAGGAGGGGCUUCCCAAAACGGGGAGGAGGAUAAUGAACAGUCAGAUGCUAAAGAUGACUUGCAGGCGGGUUGUGGGAGUGAGAGCCAGGCCAGUGACAGUCAGGCAGGGGAAGGAGAGGCGAAGGUGUUGAAGUUCCGUGUGACGUGCAACAGAGCAGGGGACAAGCACAGCUUCACCUCAAACGAGGCUGCCAGAGACUUCGGUGGAGCUGUGCAGGAGCAUUUCCAGUGGAAAGCUGACAUGACUAACUUUGACGUAGAGGUUCUUCUGAAUAUUCACAACAGUGAAGUAGUUGUGGGCAUUGCCUUAACCGAAGAGAGCCUCCACAGAAGAAAUAUUACACAUUUUGGACCCACCACUCUUCGUUCAACUCUUGCUUAUGGCAUGCUUCGGCUCUGUGAUCCACAGCCAACAGAUAUCAUAGUUGAUCCCAUGUGUGGUACAGGUGCAAUACCAAUAGAGGGAGCUACAGAAUGGCCUAGCUGCUACCAUAUUGCUGGUGAUAACAACCCACAAGCUGUAAAGAGAGCAGCAAACAACAUCUCUUCUUUACUAAGGAAGAAUGAGAAUAAGGAAAGCAGCAGCUCCCUGGGCAUACCCUUAGACAUCAUUCAGUGGGACAUUUGCAACCUCCCUCUGCGGACGGGUUCCGUGGACAUCGUUGUGUCAGACAUGCCGUUUGGGAAGAGGAUAGGGUCAAAGAAGAAGAACUGGGAUCUCUAUCCAGCCUGCCUUAUGGAGAUGGGCCGGAUCUGCACACCGGGGACGGGCAGGGCUGUGCUGCUCACGCAGGACAAGAAGUGCUUUGCCAAGGCCUUGUCACGGAUGGGGCACAUCUGGCGCAAGGCUCAGACCGUGUGGGUGAACGUGGGCGGCCUUCACGCUGCAGUGUAUCUGCUGAAACGCACCUGGGAAAGAGCAGAAGAAAAAAGAUCAUUCUGGUAACUUGCGUGGAAGGACACAAGAGACAGCUGCAGAGUCUGUUGAAUAGCAACCUGGUAAAGCAGGCACCCCAGAGCAAAGGUCUGUCUGUUCCCGAGGAAGAGCACCAAACGCACGAUGUAGAAACUGUGUAACACAGAUAUUAAACCAGGGGUCAGCUUGACAGCUA